UGCAUUGUAUCCAACAAAUAUUUGCCAAAUGAAAGAACUUAGUUCUUUUCUUUUGUUCUUAUAUUUUUCAGGACCUAUUCAUUGGAAUGAAUUAUUCCCUAUUGCUGAUGGGGAUCAGCAAUCUCCGAUUGAGAUUAAAACCAAAGAAGUGAAAUAUGACUCUUCUCUCCGACCUCUGAUUAUCAAGUAUGACCCAAGCUCGGCUAAAAUCAUCAGCAAUAGUGGCCAUUCCUUCAGUGUUGGCUUUGAUGAUACGGAGGACAAAUCAGUUCUGCGAGGGGGUCCACUCACUGGAAGCUACAGGCUGCGACAGUUUCACCUUCACUGGGGGUGCGCUGAUGACCAUGGCUCCGAGCAUGUGGUCGAUGGAGUGCAAUAUGCUGCCGAGCUCCAUGUUGUUCACUGGAAUUCAGACAAAUAUCCCAGCUUCGUUGAGGCAGCUCAUGAGCCUGAUGGACUAGCUGUCUUGGGAGUAUUUUUACAGAUUGGUGAAUAUAAUCCCCAACUGCAAAAAAUUACUGACAUUCUGGAUUCCAUUAAAGAAAAGGGAAAACAAACUCGAUUCACAAAUUUUGACCCAGCGUCUCUGCUUCCUCCGUCUCGGGACUACUGGACAUAUCCUGGUUCCCUCACAGUCCCACCUCUUCUGGAGAGUGUCACUUGGAUCGUUUUAAAGCAACCUAUAAAUAUCAGCUCUCAACAGCUGGCCAAAUUCCGCAGCCUCCUUUGUACAGCUGAGGGUGAAGCAGCAGCGUUUUUGUUGAGCAAUCACCGUCCACCACAGCCUCUGAAGGGCCGCAAAGUGAGAGCCUCCUUCCAUUGAAAGUUGUCACCAGUGGACCAUCCCAAACAUGACUGUGGAGAGACAACACAAAACAAAACAGAGCACAACACCCCUACUAACAGUUUUUCCCUAGAUGUCUGAUCGAUGGGUAACAUUUUGCUGUCAGUUUUAGCACCACAAAGAAAGGCAGAUCUCUUUAAUCAAACUUUGCUCGUAUGGGUACUCAAGCAGUUAAAAUUGUGGGAGUUGUAGCAAAACCUAUGAUAUACCUCUACUCCUACCUGCGUGAGGACAUGGCACACAUCACAAACCUCAGCAUGUAUUAAAAAAUUUACCUUGCCAGAGAGACUGAAUUAGUCAUGUUUGUCAGUAAUGUUUGGUUAAAAACUUAAUUUUAUUUCCAGAAUUUUGAAAUUGUGAUACCUUUUUCUAAACAAAUGACUCUGCUUAAUGUUUUAAUACUAUUCCAAUUCAUAAAAAGUAGAUAAUAUUUCCUUUUAAAGUGAAUUUUUGUUAAGAUUAUUAUAUUGCUGAUUUGAAUUGCAUGGUACCUUUAAUAAAGAGAACACUAUGAGGGUUAUAGGGGGUGAGAUACAGCUACUUAAUGGUCUACUCCACAGUUCACAAAUAAUCCAUACAGUGUAUGGUGAGAUAUUCGUCAGGAUAUAAAUGGCUAUUUACUCUUUAAUGAAUUAUGCCAUAUACCAUACUCAUACCAUAAUGUUAAUGAUGAACUGGCUAAUAAUUGACAAGAUACAAUACUUGGGAAUUCAUGGAAUUAACAUGGCUUGGAAGCUAACGGAUUACACGCUACCAGCACAGGGCAUGGUGAGUGGAUUUCCUCCCUUUGGCUGGGAGAAAUCUGGUAUGGGUCAUUGUUAGGCCAACUGGAGGAAAAAUUUUUUUGAGUCUCAUAUAAAUAUACCUACUUUACACGUACCGACUAUCUCAUUAUCCAACCUUUCGUAUUUAUGACAAUAGUAAAAAAGCUAUCUGACUCUUUUGCACAUUAACAACGUAAGUCUGGCGGUAACGAACACUGAUAUGAGAUGAGAGUAAUGGUGGCUGUGAUGGUUAAGGUUAUGUGUGAACUUGGCUGUGCCAUGAUUCUCAGUGGUUUGGCAGUUAUGUAAUGAUGUAAUUUGGCAGUUAUGUAAUGAUGUAGUCAUCUUCCAUUUUGUGAUGUGAUAUGGUCAUCUUCCAUUUUUGCGUAAUGCCGAUUUUCACAGAAUAACCUGGUUUUUGGAACCUAACCAUGUCAAUAAGUGAGGAGUGGGUGUAUACAAUCAGUCUAUAAACCUUUCAGCCCAUCACUGUGUCAAAACUCAGCUCCUCUUUUACACAUUCCCUCAGUUUACGUAUUGCCUUUUAAUAAUUUUGUAAGGUGACUCUGGAUAUUCGUUUUAACCUACUAUCUCAUAUAUUUUGCUUGUUUUUGGUGAAGGAUGAAGGGGAGGAAAUCCUUUUGCUCUUUCUGGUAGAAACAUGGGGUGGCAGUAAGCAUUAAUUUGAUCUCCUGUCAACCUCAUAUAAAACUUGAACAAAUGCUAUAUACCACUGUCAUCUUCUGAGAGAAAUUUAUCUGAGUUUCCUUGAUUUUGAUGAUUUGCUUCAGAUACUUCUUUUCCUCCAGAUGUAGAUUUUGAUAAUUGAAAUUAUUCUGUAAUAUUUUGCCUUAUACAAUAAAUGAGUAUAAUUAAGUUGUGUAAUAAUGAUGAAUACUGGUGCAUUAUGUAAGCUCCUGGAGAGUAAAAAGUGGCUAUCUUUGUCGUUCUUUGACCCUCCCAAUGUCUAUCUAGCAUGAAGCUUUGCAGGAGAUCGACACUUAGUAAACAUUUGAUGAGUUGAAUAUUUUUGUUCGAUUUUAUUUGAUAUCUUUGAUAAUUUUCUCUGUUUGAGAUCAAAUGCACUGUAAUAUAAAAACUAAAUGAUAAGUUAUCUUUUGAAAAUUUUUUCUUUUUAAAAGAGUACUUAUUAAACUUAAUUUGUGGAAUCAGAAGCUCUAAUGGUUUUAAAAAUACCAGUGUAGAGUGAAAAAACUUUGGUUUGGAAAGACUCAUUGUAAAGUAUCCUAGUGAGGGAAGGAAUCUUGUUUUCUCAGUUGCUAUAUUUGGAGGGGUGUGUAGGAUGGGAAUUUUCAUUAUUGCGUAUGUGAGUUACCAUUUUGUAAUCUGGUUUCUGCUACAGUAUUGGACCCAUUCUAUGCUACAAAUUGUGCAUUAGUAGACUAAAGAAGUCUACGCAGACCUGAUUUCCUUGAAGAUUGUCUGCUAAUUUAUAUCUUAGAGGCAAAAAGUUUAAGGUGUGUUAAAAUUGUUAUACUGCCUCUCUUUAAAAAAAUAAAGAGUUGUAAAUACUAGUAUAGUUCUCUUUUGUUUUCCACAACAAUAAAGAAAAUGAGACACACUCUGAGCAAUAUCAGGUCCUUAUGUAUGCAACACACAGAAUAAGAUUAUAUUUUUAUACUCUUUGGAAAAAAACUCAAAUUCACAGCAAAAUUUCAACAACAGUAUUUUUUUUUCUUUUUCUGAAUUGUUUGAGAAUAAGUUGCCAACUUAAUGUCCCAUCAUCCCACAAACUUUAGUGUGUAUUUCCUACCAGCUAGGACAU
Loxodonta africana (African savanna elephant) is the source of this 3394-nucleotide messenger RNA. RefSeq names its product carbonic anhydrase 13 (gene CA13). The record is from RefSeq and is a predicted model, not a curated record. Bases 29 to 823 code for a protein of 264 amino acids. NCBI's taxonomy places the organism in Eukaryota, Metazoa, Chordata, Mammalia, Proboscidea, Elephantidae. Gene Ontology annotation, molecular function: carbonate dehydratase activity; zinc ion binding. The transcript has 6 exons.